UAUGCCUUACCUCACCUAGCGAAUAUAAAUAAGAUCAUUAAUCAGAAACAGAGGAAAUAAAAAACAUAACAGAGGGAAAAUGCAGGGGUGGAGCAAAUGCAGAAUUGAGCUACCAGAGACGGUGGUGAUGGAAAUCCUCUCAAAGCUUCCUGUUAGAUCCCUCACACGUUUCAGGUGCGUUUGUAAGCGGUGGUGUUCUUCUUUUCAAACCUCUCAUUUCAGUACAAAACAUCAGCAUAACAACCUCAAAAACAACAACCUUAAUCUCCUCCUCAAACGUUGUCAUGGUAACACCCAUGAUGACAUCCAUUAUUUCUCUGCACUUUCAACUGAAAAAGGCCAAAACUUUUUAGUAAAAGAGAACAUUCACUUACCCUUUUUUCAGAAUUGUUGGUUUGCUCCUGUAGUUUCUGGUCCUUGUAAUGGAUUGCUGUGUUUACAUGACGCUGGUAAGGUUGCCCUUUGGAACCCAUCAACCAGAGAGUUUAAAAUCCUUCCUCAAUCCUCUGUCCAACGCCCUUCUUCCGUAGAUUCCACUAGUUUUGGUUGCCUUGGAUUUGGGUUUGAUUCUAAAACUGAUGACUACAAAGUCGUAAGAUUUGUUACUAAUUAUUUUAAGGAGAAUGAAGAGGAAGGCUUUCUACCCGAUUGGAACCACCAAGUAGAGUUGUAUUCACUUAAAAAUGAUUCCUGGAAGGAAAUUUCAGUUCCUGAGGCACAUCCUUAUGGUUCUCCUUUGUUUAAUAAUUACAUAAAUGGGUUUUAUUAUUGGCAGGCAACUGGGGAUUCUGAUUACCGUAUUCUUUCAUUUGACAUGGCUAAUGAAAACUUUGCAACUUUACCUUUGCCAAAGUUUGGUGGGUCUUUAGCACAAUAUUAUUUGCAACUUCUGGACUUUAAUGGAUUGCUGGGUGCUAUUGUUUACCCAAGGGAGGGAACUGAAAAGUCGUUUGAUUUAUGGGUUAUGAAUGGAUCAUGGACUAGACAAUUUAGUAUUGAAUCUGUUUCUGGAGUUGAGAGGCCAUUGGGGUUUUGGAAAAAUGGUGAAUUGUUUCUUGAGGGCUCAAAUCAUGAACUAGUGUUGUUUGAUCCUGCCACCCGAGAGCUUAAGAAUCUUGGUAUCCAUGCUUAUCAGAAUACAAUGCAGCUUAUUCCUUAUGUUGAGAGCUUGGUUCCAAUCAAUGGAAGAUCAGAGCAUGAGGAACAUAUAAUACGUCAGCCGGCUGGUAGAUAUUGAAAAUUAAGAGGGCAAAGGAAAUAGAACAAAAGGGCUAAGCUUUCAUGAUUUGGCUUCUUCGGGGUGUUUACCUGGUACACAAACAACCUGAUGACCAAUGACUUUUUGAUGUUAAGCUUGGUGCAACUAUUGUUUGCUCUGUUUGGAAAGCUGGGGUUUGCCAACCUCCUAGCCAAAGAUAGUUUAUUGCAGGUGAAAGUAAAAAGUGUGGUACAAAGAGGCUUACAGGGUGAAUAACCUCUGGUGCGGGGGAUCGAGCUACAUCUGCUACGAGCUUAACUCCAGUUAUUCUUCUCCUCUGUGUCUUUAUAAUGUGGAGUAGUUAAAAAUCAUUAAGUGGAAAUCAAAUUUGGAACCUUUUUAUUAUUAUGGAAAUGUUUAUGUUUUAUUUAAGAUAUGUAGCAUUGGAUGAUUUAUACAUAAAAGUUCAUAUUUUAGUUAUAGCGCUUCCUUUAAUGAUUUAUACAAUCUUUAUUA
Molecule: messenger RNA, 1714 nt
Organism: Durio zibethinus
Lineage: Eukaryota; Viridiplantae; Streptophyta; Magnoliopsida; Malvales; Malvaceae
Source: RefSeq, a predicted model, not a curated record